AUGGUAGAAUUGGUUCUUGUUCAGAGAUUUGAAGGAUUUGCAGAGGAUGUUUUUGGCCCGGUUGUCAAGGGAAAUACCCAGAAAGUUAACGGGAAAGAUGUCACAUUUUUCUUCUGUAAAGACUCUCCUCCUCCUUGGUUCGAUGGCAGUAUUCUAGGAGAUUUUGGAUUCGACCCACUUAGAUUAGGAUCUGAUCCGGAACUGCUGAAAUGGUUUGCACAAGCUGAGCUAAUACACAGCAAAUGGGCAAUGCUUGUUGUGUCUGGAAUUCUGAUUCCAGAAUGGCUAGAAAGUCUGGGUCAUAAAAUAGUGGUGGUGGAAGCCGACGGCAAUUAUGUCCAACCCUUUGCCGUCCCGGACUUAGAUAUUUACUCCGGCGAGAGUUAUUCAGUGCUCUUAAUCGCCGAUCAAAACCCUAAAGAGAAUUACUGGGUUUCCCUGAGCGUACGAGGAAGACUACCCAAAACUCCACAAGCCCUAACCGUCCUUAACUACAUCACCAACCACGCAUCCAAGGUUCCAUCCACUCCACCUCCGGUCGCCCCACUUUGGAACAAUUACACCCAUAGCAAAGCCUUCUCAAACAAGAUCUUUGCCCUGAUCGGCUCCCAAAAACCUCCGAUUCUCGCCCGCCGUAGAAUCUCACUCCUUAACACCCAAAACAAGAUCAAUGAUUACACCAAAUGGGCCAUCAACAACAUCUCCCUUGUCCUCCCUUCCACUCCUUAUCUCGGCUCCAUCAAAUACGGACUAACCCAUAAUUCCUUGGAUUACAAACAACCUCCCGAAACCUUCCCAAUCGAUUACGACAUCAUGGUGCCAGCGAAAAACCCUAAUGCAACUCACGGAAGCGGCGUGUACACGUUCAGGCAGAAUCAUGUGAUCGACAUCGUCCUUCAGAAUUCGAAUGCAUUGAAGGCAAACGAGAGUGAGAUCCAUCCAUGGCAUCUCCAUGGACACGAUUUCUGGGUUUUAGGGUACGGAGAAGGGAGGUUCGAUGAGCGGAAUGUGAAGGAUCUAAACCUAAAGAACCCGCCUUUGAGAAACACGGCGGUGAUAUACCCCUACGGAUGGACUGUGUUGAGGUUCGUUGCAGAUAAUCCGGGAGUGUGGGCUUUUCAUUGCCAUAUUGAACCUCAUCUGCAUAUGGGCAUGGGGGUGAUCUUUGCCAUCGAUGUGCAUAAGGUCGGGAAUGUUCCACGCCAGGCUCUCGCAUGUGGGUUGACGGCUAACAUGUUCUUUGAGAACAAACCCUAGCUAGCUUGUUACCCGACCAUCUUUAAUUUAUUAAUUAAUUAUCAACCUGCAAGU
Messenger RNA from Impatiens glandulifera, 1311 nucleotides. RefSeq names its product L-ascorbate oxidase-like. The transcript is spliced from 5 exons. Gene Ontology annotation, cellular component: plasmodesma. Gene Ontology annotation, molecular function: copper ion binding; oxidoreductase activity. The coding region runs from base 1 to 1257 and encodes 418 amino acids. Lineage: Eukaryota; Viridiplantae; Streptophyta; Magnoliopsida; Ericales; Balsaminaceae. The record is from RefSeq and is a predicted model, not a curated record.